Sceloporus undulatus (fence lizard) is the source of this 4651-nucleotide messenger RNA. It is a transcript of the gene SLC38A1, whose product is annotated as solute carrier family 38 member 1. Gene Ontology annotation, molecular function: L-glutamine transmembrane transporter activity. NCBI's taxonomy places the organism in Eukaryota, Metazoa, Chordata, Lepidosauria, Squamata, Phrynosomatidae. The transcript has 16 exons. The coding region runs from base 679 to 2157 and encodes 492 amino acids. The record is from RefSeq and is a predicted model, not a curated record. Gene Ontology annotation, biological process: amino acid transmembrane transport; L-glutamine transport.
CUUCCUCCCCAAAACAUCCCCUCAGGGGCAGCUCUUUCCCUCUCAGCAGAGCCUCAGAGGGACGAAGAAGAAGAGGAGGCGGGAAAAGGCCACUCAGAGGCUCCCUCUCCAGCCAAGGGCGAGGAGGCUCCAACCCAGGGAAGAGUGGGCUGUGUAGCUGCCAUCUUCAGCUCGCCAGGCGACCCACAAAAGAGGAAGAGGAAGGGGAGAAAGAGAGAGAGAGAGAAAGAGAGGAGAGGGGGCAGCAGCAGCAGCAGCCACCAAGGCUUUCCGUGAAGGUCGUCUUUUGGCGUGGCGUCUCCAUCGCCUUUCUCCACGCCGCUUUGGGAAGCCGCCUUUCGGUUUUAUUCCCAUCUAGUCAGACAGACCUAUACCUAUAGAUAUAGAUAUAUAUUGAAGCUCCAUUGUGUUUUAAAGAAGCCUCCCUUUCUCCUCCUGCUCUGGUCCCAACCUUGCGAGCUGCUGCUGAAGGCUGCCUCGAACAAAGGAAGGCGCAGCCCAGACACCUUGGCUUGGAUUUUUUUAAAUAGAGAUAUAUAGAGAUAUAUAGAGAUACAUAGUCCUUCCUCGUGGAGCCCCAGAAGGGAAGAAAAGCUUAACAGGAUUUCAAAUUCAUUUUGUGGCUUUCUCUGACUUCCAAAGAUCAACUGGACUUUAAGAUAAGCUGUCUAAACCAAAAUGCAUUUCAGAACAGGACUAGAACUAACUGAGAUGCAGAAUAUGAGAAUCCCAGAAGAUGACAACGUCAGCAAUGAUUCCAAUGAUUUCACAGAAGUAGAAAAUGGUCAGAUGAAUAGCAAGUUUAUUGCAGACCGUGAGAGCAGAAGAAGCCUAACCAACAGCCACUUGGAAAAGAAGAAAUGUGAUGAAUAUAUUCCAGGCACAACAUCAUUGGGAAUGUCUGUCUUCAAUCUCAGCAAUGCCAUCAUGGGCAGUGGGAUAUUAGGCCUUGCCUUUGCACUGGCAAACACAGGAAUCCUGCUCUUUUUAAUGCUUCUGACUUCAGUGACAUUGCUCUCUAUUUAUUCAAUAAAUCUCCUGUUAAUCUGUGCAAAGGAAACAGGCUGUAUGGUAUAUGAAAAGCUUGGUGAGCAAGUCUUUGGCACUCCAGGAAAAAUUAUUGUUUUUGGAUCUACAUCUCUUCAGAACACUGGAGCAAUGCUGAGCUAUCUCUUCAUUGUUAAAAAUGAAUUACCUGCUGCCAUAAAGUUUCUUAUGGGAGAAGAAGAAACAUUUUGGGCAUGGUAUGUGGAUGGGCGAGUUCUUGUUGUAACAGUGACAUUCUGUAUAAUCCUUCCAUUAUGCCUUCUUAAGAAUUUAGGAUAUCUUGGCUAUACAAGUGGUUUUUCUCUGACUUGCAUGGUAUUUUUUCUCAUAGUGGUGAUCUACAAGAAAUUUCAGCUUCCCUGUCCUCUUCCAGGAACAAAUACAAAUAGAACAGACUCGACAUUUUCAAACUCUAGUUUUGUCUAUGAGGAUAUGUGCACACCCAAGUAUGUGACCUUUAAUUCUAAGACAGUAUAUGCUUUGCCCACCAUUGCAUUUGCAUUUGUGUGUCAUCCUUCAGUCCUUCCAAUCUACUGUGAACUUAAAGAUCGCUCACAGAAAAAGAUGCAGAUGGUUUCAAAAAUCUCUUUCUUUGCCAUGUUUCUCAUGUACUUCUUAACUGCCAUUUUUGGCUAUUUGACAUUUUAUGAAAAAGUGCAGUCCAAUCUGCUUCACAAGUACCAGAGUAAAGAUGACAUCCUGGUCUUAACAGUCCGUGUUGCUGUCAUUGUUGCAGUUAUACUCACAGUCCCAGUGUUGUUUUUCACUGUGCGCUCUUCUAUUUUUGAGCUCGCUAGAAAAACCAAAUUUAAUUUAUGCCGUCACAUUGUGGUUACUUUGAUCCUUUUGAUGAUUAUUAAUCUGUUAGUUAUUUUCAUACCUUCCAUGAAGGAUAUUUUUGGAGUUGUAGGAGUAACUUCUGCCAACAUGUUGAUCUUUGUUCUCCCAUCUUCCCUCUAUUUAAAAAUUACCCACCAAGAUGGCUCAAAACUGAUUCAGAGGAUUUGGGCUUCUCUCUUUUUGGCACUGGGAAUAUUGUUCUCCCUUGUUAGCAUUCCUCUUGUCAUCUACGACUGGGUACAUUCAGGAGACAUCGCUGAUAGCAACUGAGACACUGAGAAGAACAUGUUUUCAUUUUGCUACUCACCAAAUUUGUAUCAGGCCAUUUUGUCAGUAUAUCUCAUUCUUCAUGAGGUUUCCACAUCAAUUUUUUUUAAUUGAAAUACUAGUAGGAGAUGUUUUCCUGCAGGAGACAGACAUUUUACUGUAAUAUUUCAUGCUGUUUUCCAUGUUCCCACAAGCUACGGCAUCAGUAUUAAUUUCAUGAUUAUGGUAGUACAAUCCUACAUGUUCAUAGAUUUGUCCAUGAGUAACAGGUAUUCUGUGUGUGGUUGUUAACACAAAAAUAACUGAAGGAUGCUCUCUACUUAGGUCAUAUACUUGCAAGCUCAUAUAUCAAUUUAUGUUCAAUUUAAGAUCAAUUAGCCAGCCUUAAUCAGAUGUAGCUUUCAGUUCUUGGAAAUAAUUUUGCAUCUACCUGACUAUACUGAUAUAGCCGUGUGGUCACUGGAUAGGUAAUUUAGUGUUUGGUUACCGAUCACAGCUGGAACAGUGUUAAUAUCAGUAAACACAGCUUGUAUAUAAUUUAGCCUUAGUAGUUCACCCCUAUGGGAGUUGUCUUUGUACAUUCCAUUUUGUAUUAAUCUGUGACAAUUCGUGCACAUAUAUUAUCUAUCUUUUCCCCCCAGAAAUAGUUUAUAUUCAAAACAGAGUUUGGCAGUUACUAUAGCUUUCAGAUUUUCCCAGCCAGCCUGAACAAUCAGUGGCUCUUUGUUGGUCAAUGAAGAGGCAGGUAAAGAAUUUGGGGAAUUAUACUUCAAAAAAAGGGCAGUUCAAACAGUCAGAGAUUACAAAGGUGUUGAUAGUGUGCAUUUCUAGCAACUGCAUAAUACAUCAGUCUAGAACUGCAGAGUUGAUAAGUUGUUGAAAUGUUCAGAGUUUUCCUAGAGAAGAUUGCUUAGACCUUUGCCCCUCCAGCUGUUCUGAACUACACGUUUCAUAAUUAUUCGCCACUGGCUAUGCUGGAUGGAGCUUAAGUCCAAAGCAUCUAGAGAAUCAAAAAUAUCUUUUCCUGGCUUAGACUUUCACCUAACCAUUUCAAACCUGGAUCCUUUUUAUUCUUACAAAUGGUUAUGAAGCUGAAUGAACACAUAAGCAAAAUGCAGCAGUGUUCAGUAUGUUCGAACUCUCUCAGCCUCUGGUUUGCCUUAGGGUUGUCGUAGGUCAGAAAAUGACUUGAAGGCACAAAAACAUCCCAAGUGUGGUCUGACCAAAGCAGAAUAAGUGUCACUACUAUUUUGCUUGAACUGACACUAUUUUCUUAUUGAUACAGCCUGUAACUGCAUUGGGGUUUCUGGGCAUUACAUCACACUGUUGACUCAUGUUUAGUUUGUGGUCUACAAUGUCUAGAUUCUUUAGAACCCCCUGUGCUCCUUGAACAUUUAUACUUUUGCCUUUGUAUUCAUUUGGCUUCAUAACCAGCCUGUUUCUACAACCAGUCUGUUUACACCCAGUGUCAUGCUAGGGAAAAGCUACUUUAAAAAAAACACUUCCCCCCCACAUUCCUUAUCCAUGGUUAGUAAAAUUCAUGGUUAGUAAAAUUCUGGGAAUUAACUGUCUCAAACUCUGAUCAGCCUCUAUUUUGAUGACAGACUCUGUGAAAUGUAGAUUGUUGUAAUGCACUCUACAUGAGGUUUCCCUUGUAGACAACUGAGAAACUUUAACAGCAAUUGAAUGUUGUUGCCUGACUACUGAAGGCAUAGGACGUCAUGAUCCUAUGACAUUAACCUUUACUAUCAUUUGCUGUCAAGUUGACUUUGACUUAGAGUGACCUUAUGAAUGGGAGACUUCCAAGAUCCUGUGACCAACAGCCUUGCUCAGGUCUUGCAAACUCAUGACCAUGGCUUCCUUGAUUGAAUCAACCCACCUGUCAUGCACCCACCUCCCUCUUUCUCUACUGCCUUCCAUUUUAACAGGCAUUAUCAUCUUUUCCAGUGAGUCACAUUAUCUCUUGAUAGGUCCAAAAUAUGACAUAUUCAGUUUAGUCAUCUUUGCUUCUAUUGAGAGACUACACCACAUUAGUUAUCACUUGAUUUAUGAGCCAUAAUUCAUAGAUCUGCUUUACACCUAUAAAUUCUUGUUUCAUGUUCCAUCCUUUCUGGUCACUGGGAUAAUUUUUUAAAAUGGUAAGAUUGUGCCCCUUUUCAUCUUACCUUUUCUUACCAAGUUUUAGAGGCUUCUGGGGAUAUAUAUUGCUAAACUGAGGAACAGGCAGGGGGCAUUUUAAAGAUGACUCUUGUGUCUACACAACUGCCCAUUCCUUGGUUUCUGUUGUAUUAUUUUUCAGUCAAAUUCUAUUUUAUUAUGUUUUCUGGUGGUAAGGCAAGUUUUUUUUUUAUUUUAAGAGGUUUUCAAAAUUGUUGGUGUUCAUUUUAAUCUAUUUUAUAAACUACAGUGGACCCUUGUUAUACGCUGGGGUUUGGUUCCAAGAUCUCCCGUGUAUAACAAAAUCCGUGUAUGCUCAAGUCCCAUUGAAUAUAAUGAC